UUCUUAUCUACGAAUAUACUGUAGAUGCUGAUCCCUCGUACGACGGGAACCCCUCGGACAGCCGUCAUAAAGCGAACCAUUGUCUCUGCCCCGUCCAGUCUCUCUGCUACAGACCCAGGCUUCAUCCCCAAUGGCAUGAUCAACCUCGCGGCACUUGACAGAAUCAUCCCUCUUUCCUCCGCUCAUAGAAACCCGCUAGACCUCCCAACUCUGCCAUCGAGAAACGUCCUUUCGUCCUCUAGUCUCCUCGACCUUUUGUUUUUCUGUUUUCCUUGCUCGUUCACCCAUCAUGGCACGGUUCCCGGCGGGAGCACCACGGACAGCACUAACCGGCUUCCGCGCUGCUCCGUCCCUCGCCGUUCCUCGCUCGCCAUGCGCCGCCACGACUCUUCGAUGCAUGUCUUCCGAGAAGAACCCGGAACCGCGGUCCUCCAAGGACAACAAAUCGGGCCGAACCUUCCAGAGUCAGGUAUACGGCAGUAUCACUCAGCGUUUGGCCCGCGAGAAUGCUGAGCGGGAGAGGUUCGCUCGGGAACGUGAGAAGACGGCGACGGGUCGCAGCUAUGCCAUGACAUUUGCCCUCCUAUUCACCAUGGGCGUGUCUUACUACCUUGGCACACUGUACCCCCCGAAACCGAACCAAGAUUCGACGCUCCCCUUGUCCAAGACCAUCGCACCCGAACACAAGACCAACCUGGAGAACAUGCAGGCCGCCUGGGCCGACCUUGUCCACAUCCUCGGCAAGGAACACGUGAGCACGGCGCCCACGGACCUCGACCACCACGCCACCUCGGACUGGUCCUCCCACCAGGCCCAACCGUCGGAACGCCCCUUCUGCGUCCUCUUCCCCAGCACGACCGAGGAGGUGUCCGAGAUCAUGAAGGUCUGCCACCAGCGCCGGAUCCCCGUGGUCGGCUUCAGCGGCGGCACCAGCCUGGAGGGCCACUUCACCCCGACGCGGGGCGGCGUCUGCAUCGACUUUGGCCGGAUGAACAAGGUCCUGGCCCUGCACAAGGACGACCUCGACGUGGUGGUCCAGCCGGCGGUGGGGUGGGAGUCGCUGAACGACCAGCUCGCGGGCUCGAACCUCUUCUUCCCGCCCGACCCGGGCCCCGGCGCCAUGAUCGGCGGCAUGGUGGGCACGGGGUGCAGCGGCACCAACGCCUACCGCUACGGCACCAUGCGCGAGUGGGUGCUCUCGCUGACCGUGGUGCUCGCCGACGGCACCGUGCUCAGGACGCGGCAGCGCCCCCGCAAGAGCUCGGCCGGGUACGACCUCACGCGGCUCUUCAUCGGGUCGGAGGGCACGCUGGGCCUCGUCACGGAGGCGACGCUCAAGGUGGCGGUCCGGCCGGCGUCGACGUCGGUGGCGGUGGCGGCGUUCCCGUCGAUCCGGCACGCGGCCAGCUGCGUGGCGCGCGUGGUCGGGGCGGGGAUCCCCGUGGCGGCGGUGGAGAUCCUGGACGACGCGCAGAUGCGGUGCAUCAACGAGGCGGGCCAGACGUCGCGGGAGUGGAGGGAGGCGCCGACGCUGUUCUUCAAGUUCGCCGGCACCGAGCGCGGCGUCAAGGAGCAGGUGCAGAUGGUCAAGGACCUGGCCGCCAAGGCGGGGGGCGAGUCGUUCGAGUUUGCGCGCAGUGAGGACGAGCAGCACGAGCUGUGGAGCGCGCGCAAGGAGGCGCUGUGGAGCACCAUGGCUGUGGGCCGGCCGGGCGACCAUGUGUGGACGGGCGAUGUCGCCGUGCCCAUGAGCCGGUUGCCGGAUAUUGUGGAGGAGACGAAGCAGGCCAUGAGCAGGAGCGGUCUCUUCGGGACCAUUGUGGGACAUGUUGGUGACGGAAACUUUCACCUUAUUCUCCUGUACAACGACCAGGAGCGGAAACGGGCGGAGAAAUUGGUGCAUGAUAUGGUCAAGCGCGCGGUGGAGCUGGAGGGCACUGUCACGGGUGAACAUGGCGUUGGGCUGGUCAAGCGCGACUACCUCCCGCAUGAACUUGGAGAGACUACGGUCGAUGCCAUGAGACAGAUUAAGAAGGCGUUCGAUCCGCUCUGUCUCCUAAACUGUGACAAGGUGGUGCGGAUGCAGCAACCCAAGUCUGGCGAGGUGAGCGAGUGGUAAUAUUAUACGCUUAGUGCAUGAUCAAGACAUCAAGCUACCGGGAGGUAGCGUAGACUGGAGGAAUGUUUGUAAAAUCAAAGACAAGAAAUCAAAAAGAGGUUGAGAUGGAGCGACAAUGUACGCCAUGUUCAACUCGAUGGGACCGGUCCCAGCACCUAGUUGAGGCGACUUCUGUCGUGAGGCACUUGGUAUACAUCAAAAAGGAAGACACCGUAGCAGACAUCCUAAUACAACAUCCUAGCAGUUUCAUUGCCAGUCUAUGUUCAAAUAGGUAAAUCGACCAGUCGUCUGUCUCUUGGUUUGUCUGCUGCUAAUGAAUCACCGGACCCAUCUGUCCACGAAAUAUC
Sodiomyces alkalinus F11 is the source of this 2466-nucleotide messenger RNA. RefSeq names its product glycolate oxidase. Gene Ontology annotation, biological process: lactate catabolic process. The coding region runs from base 290 to 2119 and encodes 609 amino acids. Gene Ontology annotation, molecular function: D-lactate dehydrogenase (cytochrome) activity; FAD binding; D-lactate dehydrogenase (NAD+) activity. Lineage: Eukaryota; Fungi; Ascomycota; Sordariomycetes; Glomerellales; Plectosphaerellaceae. The transcript is spliced from 5 exons. Gene Ontology annotation, cellular component: mitochondrion. The record is from RefSeq and is a predicted model, not a curated record.